AUUUGGCAACACUGGUGAGAACAGGGUCAGUUGUUAAUCUCACUGUUUUAAGAGCUUGCAGCAUUUUUUUUUUUUAGUUUGGAUCUGCAUAAUCACUGACAUCUUUAGUUGAUGAUUCUGCAUGAUCGACAGCUCCCUAAAUGCAAACUUUCUGUUCUCUUUUCUGUUUGUGAACGGAAGUUAUUUCUGUGUCGUCGAGCUGGUGGUCAAAAGUUUCUGGAAUAUAUUUGCUUUUUGCAGAAGAGCAAUGAGCUGCCAACACAGUCUCUUAUUUCUAUUCCUCUCUGGCUUCAUUACUGCAAUCACUGUUGCAGAGAUAUGUAAAACAGAACUACUCGAGGGAACGUCCUGCACCAUCAAGCUUCCAACAAAAAACACUGACAAAUCUAAUGAGAUCAAAUGGGUCCAUCUCUCUAGUGAUGCUGUGGUUCACAGGAAAGGUGGGAAGAUCAGGACAAACACUCCAGGUCUAAGAAUGGAAGAAGAUGGAUCAUUAACAUUUGAAAGUGUUAGUCUGAAGAACACCGGCAGAUAUACAUACACUGUUUUUAAUAAUGAAGGUACACAGAUUGAUGCUGGAGAAAAGGAAAUUAAAGUUUAUGCAAAGGCUCCUAAACCUACUGUGAAGAUCAACUGCACAGAUGGGAUCACUACACUCACCUGUGACUUUAGACACCGUACAGAUCUGACUGUAUCCUGGUAUAAAGAAGACAAUAUCAUCCAGAAUGAAAACAACCCAAACCUGCUCUUGACAUCUGCUCAAGUACAGGAGAAUAAACCGUACUCAUGCAGUGUGAGCAAUCCUGUCAGCAAAGAGCAAAGUGACAGCAUAACAGUAUCAUUUUCAGAGAUAUGUAAAAUAGAUCUACUCGAGGGAACGUCCUGCACCAUCAAGCUUCCAACAAAAAACACUGACAAAUCUAAUGAGAUCAAAUGGGUCCAUCUCUCUAGUGAUGCUGUGGUUCACAGGAAAGGUGGGAAGAUCAAGAAAAGCACUCCAGGUCUAAGAAUGGAAGAAGAUGGAUCAUUAACAUUUGAAAGUGUUAGUCUGAAGAACACCGGCAACUAUACAUACACCGUUUUUAAUAAUGAAGGUACACAGAUUGAUGCUGGAGAAAAGGAAAUUAAAGUUUAUGCAAAUGCUCCUAAACCUACUGUGAAGAUCCACUGUGUAAAUGGGAAAGUUACACUCACCUGUGACUUUGGAGACCGUACAGAUCUGACUGUAUCCUGGUAUAAAGAAGACAAUAUCAUCCAGAAUGAAAACAACCCAAACCUGCUCUUGACAUCUGCUCAAGUACAGGAGAAUAAACCGUACUCCUGCAGUGUGAGCAAUCCUGUCAGCAAAGAGAAAAGUGACAGCAUACCAGUAUCAUAUACAGGUUCCACUGAUGGCACAAAACCUCGUACACUCUUUGGCUUUGAUUUAUGGAUCAUGGUGAGCAUUUUACCAGGCGGAGGAUCCCUUCUGCUGCUGCUGAUAUGUGUUCUGCUCAUCUGUGCGUGUCGAAGCUGUAAAAAACAAAAACAGCACGAACAAGAUGAAGAUGAGCUCAGGCUGAGGAUUUUUCACGAUGAAGGUCAUAACGGUACAGCCAGAUCCAAACAGACUGCUCGGGGGCAACCAGCGCCCCCCAUCCCGCAAGAUGAGACAUCUCCACAAACCCCAACUCAAACCCAGACUCAGCCCAAAGCCCAGGCCCGCGGUCGACCUCCACCACCUCCUGAAGAAGAUGAUGAAAAUCCUCCUCCCUUACCUCGGCCGAGGAAUAAACAACACCGCAGGAAACACGAAGAACCGUAUCGACCAAUGGAAUGAGACGCUUGUGUGUUCACUGAAUGACAGUAACUCGGGGCCUUGAUGGAGUCAUUUUCUUAAGCCGUACUGCGAUGCUGAGAUGGGCAUUUAAGAGAUAGCAUGGUCAUGUAUUCUCCUUCAUGUCGUUACAAACUUGUAUUGUUUUCUUUAUUUUCUUCAGACACCAACGGAGGUCUUAGGCAGAAAGUCAAAGUGGUUCUUGUCUAUACGAGGAAAAGAGAUGGUGGUUUAUACUAAAACAAUAGUCCUUUAGAUGCUUGUGUGUGCUAUACUCAAAGUCUUCUGAGGACUAUUUAUCUAAUGAUUUACAAUGCAAAAUGUUGAUAAUCAAAAGAUACACUUUUUUUUUUUUUUAAAUCAAGAAAACGUACAUAAUUAGUACAUCUUCCAAAGAGAGUUUGUCUUAGUCUAAAUCACUGUAAGCUUCUAACAAUUAUUUAUAUUUUAAAAGUUCUCAGGGAGAAUUUCCUGAGAAACUGCAUGCUUUCGUCAUUACGCUGUUUAUGUUCUGUUUAUGUCAUAUUCGUGAAUAAAAGAAAGCAAUCAGAAUAUCACUAUAUUAAUAAGUGGAUGUAGCUUGAAGAAGAAACAGCUGAAUAUUGAACCAAAAAGUGAAAAGGGAAAGCUAAAGUAUCUGUAAUAAAACACAAAUCAAUAUAUUUGACAUAGA
Molecule: messenger RNA, 2489 nt
Organism: Carassius carassius (crucian carp)
Lineage: Eukaryota; Metazoa; Chordata; Actinopteri; Cypriniformes; Cyprinidae
Product: carcinoembryonic antigen-related cell adhesion molecule 1-like
Exons: 7
Coding region: 122-1819 (565 amino acids)
Source: RefSeq, a predicted model, not a curated record